AUGUAUAAUGACUUAGAAAGAUUCAUCGCAUUCACAGAAAGAGAAGGAUUUGAUAAAGAUCAAGAACUUAAAAGCAAAUUAUAUCCGGAUUCUAAAGAAAGACAUCUAUUACUUGAAUUAUGUUGUUAUCAUGGAGCAGUUGACUGUUUCAAGUUCUUAAGAACGAAAUUUCACUCAGAAAUAACUCAAACAUGUCUAAAAUUUUCAUUUUUAAGUGGAAAUCAAGAGAUAAUGAGUGAAUGUUUGAAAUAUCAAAAACCAAAUUAUAGAUGUAUGGGAUAUGCAAUUAUUUCUCAUAACAUUGAUUUUGUUACUUUCUUAAUGAAUGAAUACAAUAUGGACAUAGGUUUAAUAAAUUGCGGAGUUCAUAAAAAUCUUGAAUCAUUUUUAGUUUAUUUCGAUCAAACUAAUAAUAUUAACAAAUGCUUUGUUUAUUCACCGUUAUUCAAUAUCCCAUCUCUUUGGGAAUAUUUCAUUUCGCAUGGUGCAAAUAUCAAUGGAAAAGAUGAAUAUGGAAAAACUGCUCUUCAUUUGGCCACAGAAAAUAAUAUUAAAGAAAUAGUCAAGAUUCUUGUUUUGAAUGACGCAAAUCUUGAAGAAAAAGAUCUUUUUGGAAAAACCGCUCUUCAUAAUGCAGCACAUUAUAAUGGCAAAGAAACAGCUGAGCUUCUUAUUUCUCAUGGCGCAAAUAUCGAUGAAAAAGAUCAAUUUGGAAGAACUGCUCUUCAUCAUGCAUCAUGUAAAAAUAAUAACGAGAUUGUCGAAUUUCUUAUUUCACAUGGUGCAAAUAUCAAUGAAAAAGAUAACGAUGGAAGAACCGCUCUUCAAUAUGCAGCACGUUAUAAUUAUAAAGAAACAGCAGAACUUCUUAUUUCACAUGGCGCGAAUAUCAAUGAAAAAGAUCAAUAUGGGCAAACCGCUAUUCAAUAUGCAGCACGUUAUAAUUAUAAAGAAACAGCAGAACUUCUUAUUUCACUUGGUGCAAAUAUCAAUGAAAAAGAUAAAUAUGAAAAAACAUCUCUUCAUAUUGCAGCAAGUUAUAAUAGUAAAGAAACAGCAGAACUUCUUAUUUUACUUGGUGCUAAAAUCAAUAAUAAAGAUCAAUAUGGGCAAACCGCUAUUCAAUAUGCAGCACGUUAUAAUUAUAAAGAAACAGCAGAACUUCUUAUUUCACUUGGUGCAAAUAUCAAUGAAAAAGAUAAAUAUGAAAAAACAUCUCUUCAUAUUGCAGCAAGUUAUAAUAGUAAAGAAACAGCAGAACUUCUUAUUUCACAUGGUGCGAAUAUCAAUGAAAAAAUAAAUAUGGAAAAACCGCUCUUCAAUAUGCAGUAUUGA
Trichomonas vaginalis G3 is the source of this 1335-nucleotide messenger RNA. Its product is annotated as ankyrin repeat and SOCS box-containing protein 4 family. Lineage: Eukaryota; Parabasalia; Trichomonadida; Trichomonadidae. The record is from RefSeq and is a predicted model, not a curated record. The transcript has a single exon. Bases 1 to 1335 code for a protein of 444 amino acids. Gene Ontology annotation, molecular function: protein binding.